GUGGUGGGGCCAGCAGCUCCUUUAGCAGCAGUAUAAAUUAGGAGCAAUCUUUAAAGAAAAUUGAUAGAAAGUCUCAAAACAUUUAUCUACCAUUGUCAAACCCCACCUCAUUUUUGCUUCCACAAGCACAAGAAAUUUAUCCCACUCUGCACAAAUUUUAGGAAAAAGAAGAUAACUUUCUUGAGCUCAAUUCUCUCCACUUUGAUUUAUUAGAAGCAUUAUCUUGUAACAAAAAUAGGAAAGAAAAGAUUUGUGUGAUGCUCCGAACUCAUUGAUUGCUCGUUGCAUUUCUUGUAACAUCUUUGGAAUGGACGCGUUUGCUUUUCAGAACUGCCCAUGUCUCGUUCGUGCUUUUGUUCGUUUGCAGUCAUUAUCUUGUAAUGAGAAAAGGAAAGAAAAGCUUAACGAAAUGCUCUGAAUUCACUUGUUGCGUUUCUUGUGGCACAUCGAGAAUGGAUGUGUUUGAUGUUUAUUGAUCGAGUUAGCUAGAUGGAAGGACGAGGUUGGGGUUGGGGUUUGUCUAAGUUCAUCAUAUUGUUCUUGCAUAUGCUCGUAGUUUAUAGUCUUUCGUCGUGUUUGCUUUGUGGCUAAUCCGGAAAACUUGGGACUUUGCGUAGAUUCAGGCUCGAAAAAUGGCGAUUUCAUCUUACCCGACUCCGGCAGACGCUGGAGUGCUCUGCGUGAUCCUGGCUAACACGGCCAUAUCCAUCUCGAUCUUCAAGGAGAUCUUCCGCUCCUUCCUACACGUCAUAGGCAUUCACAUAUCCUCGUGGGAGGACUUCACGGUGGAGCCCUCAAGCUCGGGCGAAUGCUGCAGGCGUCCCUCGGAGUCGUACGUGGAGGAGUUUAGGAGCCGCUCGCCAUCAAUGCAGUACGAGACGGUCUUCAUCCGUCAAUGCCCCAAGCAGGAGUGCUCCAUCUGCUUGACGGAGUUCGAGCCCAAGGCAGAGAUCAACCAGCUCGCCUGCGGCCACGUCUUCCACAAGCCGUGCCUCGAGAAGUGGCUCAACUACUGGAACCCGACGUGCCCCCUCUGUCGGAACUACAUGAUGCCACAGGAAGCCGAGGAGGACGCCUCCUCCUGCCCCAUGUGAGGUAAAAUCUACGAUCUACGACGUAUGUACAGCAUAGCGUGUAAAAAAAGAGAAGUAUCCGUUAGAAUCGCGAAGACCAUGUGGUCCGAUGCAUAUACUUAAGCUGCCAGUAUUCCGCGUCCUCCUUGUAGCGACGGGUCAGCACGACUUGUAUCCGUGUUUGUAUAUAUUAUGGGAAGCUUUCGGACAACUUUUGAGGCGUUUACGUUAAA
Molecule: messenger RNA, 1306 nt
Organism: Salvia miltiorrhiza (redroot sage)
Lineage: Eukaryota; Viridiplantae; Streptophyta; Magnoliopsida; Lamiales; Lamiaceae
Product: probable E3 ubiquitin-protein ligase XERICO
Exons: 2
Coding region: 633-1094 (153 amino acids)
Source: RefSeq, a predicted model, not a curated record